GCUUCCUGUCAAAUUCUUGUAGUGGGAUUCCUGUCGUACGCUUCGGCGCCGCCGCCAUGGUGUUCAUUUACUAACGAACGCUUUAAUUAAAAGUCUUUUUUGUAUUUUUUUUUCUGGUAUAAAAUGAUUAAAGCAGUUUGCUGUCUUGUUGGGAGUGUAGAAGGUACAAUUUUCUUUUCUCAAGAGGAGCCAGAUGGUCCUUGCAAAAUAGCAGGUGAAGUAACUGGCUUAACUGAGGGAAAACAUGGCUUUCAUAUUCAUGAGUAUGGAGACUACACAAAUGGAUGUGUAAGUGCAGGGGCACACUACAAUCCAUUCAAGAAACAGCAUGGUUCUCCAGACGAAACUGAGAGACAUAUAGGUGAUCUUGGUAACAUAGAAGCAGAUAUCACAGGGAAAGCAAAAGUMCACAUUAUAGACCAUGUUGCUAGUCUGACUGGACAGUACUCAAUCAUUGGUAGAUCACUAGUGGUGCAUGAAGGUAUUGAUGAUCUUGGAAGAGGAGGCCAUGAACUUAGUCUUACAACUGGUAAUGCUGGAGCACGAUUAGCUUGUGGUGUUAUAGGAAUUACUAAAURAUGGCAGCCAUACUUGAAAAAAUGGAUUUGAUAAACAAGACAAGUGUCAUGUAAAUAAUUGUUUAGUUCUARCUAGUUACUGCCAUUUGCAUUGCUCUAUGACCAGUCCAGAUACAACUACUCCACUGCAAUUUACAAUAGACUGCUGUCAAUCAACUAAAGUGAUUUGGCAAUAGCCACUGGAACCAUUGUGAAUAGGCAAAUACAUGUAUGGAUUAUAAUUAUAUCAUUUACUUAUCAUUUACAACAAAAAUAUUAUUGUAUAUUUUCUUUCUUAUCAAGAUUUUUAAACCCCUUUGGAGAUUAUCAUAGAAUAGGGAUAACUACAUUACAAAAGUAAGCAUUCCUAUCUAGGUAAUAUGUGAUGACAUUAUGGAAAUCACCAAUUGUGUCGGCUAGUCACGUAGCAAAUGACAGUAAAGAGUAAAGAGAUGGCAGUUUUCAUAAGAAUUGCAAUACUACAGUCUAGGUGUGUAUUGUUGUGAAAAGAGUACCARUAAAACAUCUUAAUAAAACAAUUAUAACUGCUAGGUCUUCUUGGAGCAACAAUUGCUCCAAGAUUGGCAAAAAGUUUGUUGCUGAACAUUAACAUCUGAAAAAGAGUUAAAAUUUGAGAAAAUAAAUUUAUGGUGAAGUUUGAAGAACUUGAGUGACAAAGCUACAUAAAGAACUCCCCUUGGAGAUUAAGGACAGCUAUCACUAAAUAAGCAGUCUUCAAGUCAUUGAAUGACCAAUCUUUUAAAAUUAUUUUUACUUUUUCAUACAAGCAGCACAUAAGCAAUAUUAGGAAAUUACAUCAACCAUGGUUGACACAGUGUUUUACCCUUUGGUUGUCUUGUUUGAUGGUUUGAUAGUUUAUGUAAUUAAUGAUAGUGGCAAUUUUAUAACACACAGCCAGUGUUUCAUUUUCUCUUACAGACUUUUAACAUAUCAGCUGUGAUACUGUAUCAUAUUUAUUGACUAAUUGUAUUUACAUUACAAAUAAAGAUGAACAGUCACUAAGA
Molecule: messenger RNA, 1582 nt
Organism: Exaiptasia diaphana
Lineage: Eukaryota; Metazoa; Cnidaria; Anthozoa; Actiniaria; Aiptasiidae
Product: superoxide dismutase [Cu-Zn]-like
Exons: 5
Coding region: 124-609 (161 amino acids)
Biological process (GO): removal of superoxide radicals
Molecular function (GO): copper ion binding; superoxide dismutase activity
Source: RefSeq, a predicted model, not a curated record